GUCUGGAAAAACCAUUUCUGCAUUGGAUUCCGGUGAUUCAAAUGCAUCAUUUUGAAUAAGCAGGUCAUAUGUGCAUGACACUAUGACUCAUUUCAGUGGGAACAAUCAACUCUCACAGGAAAUCACCUUCAAUGAGGUGUGAGGUAUAGUCAAUGUCGUAAAAGUCAGAUUUCAUUGGAAGCCUGAAUGCUACGGCGUAUUAGCCCGUACUUGCAACUAAAAUUUCACAAGAAUCCAUCUUUCACAAAUCGGAGCUUGACGAGAUAAAAAAACUCCGGCCGAUUGGACGCUAUCGGGCUGUGUGUAGGCCGGAGAGUCCGGAUGGCUGUAGAAAUCUACGGUGUAUACACACAGACGCACAAACAAGCCGUUCAUUGAGGAGGCAAAGUAUUUUUCAAAUAGCGAAGAACCCUUCAAAAAAGCAAAACUCUACAAUCAGCUUUCAUGCGGGCAAUAAGUAUAAAGAAUUUUAACAGAAUUGGCGGAGGUGAUCUAGACUUUUCAACUUGAUAGACAUUAGAUGACAAUUUUUUUUUUCUUUUAUCUACAAAUCCUGCAGUUCGAGAGAAAUCAUGGGAGGAAGAAAACAAAUUUGAAACUUUCAAUUCUAUCUUCCCAUUUUAUGGUCAUGGGUUCCAAACGUCCUACGGUCUCCUUUCACGAGAUAAAAUAUGUAUUGUAAAUGAAAAAUUAUGAGCUAAAAAGUUAACAAAUUCGAAAUCCAAUUUUCUUUUCUGUCAAGAAGGAAUGAAGCAAUAAUUUCACCCAAAUUUUCACGUUUUCCACAGCGCAUUAAAGUUUUACGAAUAAGCUCAAUGAAGACGAAUUCAAGUACUUCCCAUAAAUGAUCAGGUCCACUAUCACGAGGAAAUAGGAUUUUCAUUAAGCGCAAAAUGAUAAAUUCUGAAAAAGAUUAUGAAAAUACAAAAGCUUCUGUAGAAAUUCGGGAAAAAUUGAUUGAAAAAAAAAACAUGCAAUAACAUGUGCAAAAAAUUGAUUACAUACCAUAUUUGAGGAUAGUAUGCAAGGAAACAACGUAGACAGAAUCCUCAGUGCAAUCUGAGUGCCAGUGAUCUUUAGCUGUUCCUUCCCUUCAUUCACAAUGGAUAGGCCUACUUAUUUUCUUGAUCCCUGAAGCCAACUCCCCACAACAUCCUCUCCACCAUACCAUCACCGUCUCUCCUAAUAGUACCGCAUAAGCUCUGAGGAACAGCAACAAGAAGAGAGGGAAAGAAAAGAAAGAAGAGAGAAAUGGCACCGAUUGCAGUAGGCAACUCCCUUCCGGAUGGAACCAUCUCUUACUUCGACGCCGAUGACAAGCUGCAGGAGGCCACCGUCCAUUCCCUGACCGCGGGGAAGAAAGUCAUCCUCUUCGGUGUCCCAGGAGCCUUCACGCCUACCUGCAGCUUGCAGCAUGUGCCUAGCUUCAUCGACAAUGCUGAGGAAUUGAAAUCAAAGGGCAUCGAUGAAAUUUACCUCAUCAGUGUUAAUGACCCCUUCGUGCUCAAGGCUUGGGCUCAGACGUACCCCCACAACAAGCAUGUCAAGUUCCUUGCAGAUGGGUCUGCUGCUUAUACUCAUGCCCUUGGCCUUGAGCUUGAUCUCACUGAGAAAGGGCUCGGUGUCCGCUCCCGCAGGUUCGCGCUCUUGGCUGAUAACCUGGAAGUAAAGCUUGCCAACAUUGAAGAAGGGGGUGACUUCACCAUCACCAGUGCUGAAGACAUCUUCAAAGCUCUCUAGAUGUGUGCCAUCUAUGCCAUAUUUGCCUUUAGUGCUCUCUAUCAUUCUUUUGCUCAAUUAGACUUUGCUUUGUUUUUCUAUUUAGCGCAUGGCAAUGUUAUUUCGCUAAGCGAUGCUGUUUUGCUGUUGAACAUGAUUCUUGGAGCCAUGAUUGAACUCGUUCCGAUGUUCGAUUCAAUUCCUUACAGUGUCAAUCUUAUUCUUCUUGUUAAGUUCAA
Nymphaea colorata (pocket water lily) is the source of this 1958-nucleotide messenger RNA. RefSeq names its product peroxiredoxin-2B-like. The record is from RefSeq and is a predicted model, not a curated record. Gene Ontology annotation, biological process: cellular response to oxidative stress; cell redox homeostasis; hydrogen peroxide catabolic process. Bases 1252 to 1740 code for a protein of 162 amino acids. The transcript has 4 exons. Gene Ontology annotation, molecular function: thioredoxin peroxidase activity. NCBI's taxonomy places the organism in Eukaryota, Viridiplantae, Streptophyta, Magnoliopsida, Nymphaeales, Nymphaeaceae. Gene Ontology annotation, cellular component: cytoplasm.